Messenger RNA from Xiphias gladius (swordfish), 4755 nucleotides. RefSeq names its product DISC1 scaffold protein (gene disc1). The transcript is spliced from 14 exons. NCBI's taxonomy places the organism in Eukaryota, Metazoa, Chordata, Actinopteri, Istiophoriformes, Xiphiidae. Gene Ontology annotation, biological process: neuron migration; cilium assembly. The record is from RefSeq and is a predicted model, not a curated record. Gene Ontology annotation, cellular component: intermediate filament cytoskeleton; centrosome; mitochondrion. Bases 455 to 3091 code for a protein of 878 amino acids.
CCUGAACACGUAGGAGCUCCUCACGUUGCUCCAACACGGCGCACGGCGCUGGGGCGCAGCAAGUAACGGACUAGUGACCAACGGACCGAUGAGGCACUGACCCGUCCCGGCUCGAACUUCAGGCUCAACGCCCAACCAUCGGAUGUUUUCCCCCCUCGUUUUUUUUUAAAACGAGAGAAACGACACGAAGACCAUCUUUUCUCUCCAGAUCGUCUGUUCGGGCGCAACAGAACCCACUUGUUUUCCACAGAGGAGGAACGUGAGAAUCUGAUAUAAAGGGAUCAAUAGUUGUUUCAUCGGGAAAUCUUUAUUAUGGACAAAGGAGCCUCGCGUAAAAGCCGGUUUCACACGUUAUUCCAAAGCGGGAGGGGGAAAAAAAAAUAACAGUCUGGAUUCACUUUUCCACAACGGAAAUGAGCUCAGUCAUAUUGCCUGGCUCCACUUCUUCUGAAACAUGGUCGAUGUGACUCCAUGUAGUACCGGGGUCGGACCCUCUUUGACUCCUGGCUACAAACAGCAUUUUAUUAAUGGGAAGAUGUUUGCUGGACUGAUGGGCCUGGAAUGUCACAGCAACUCGCUGCCUCACCACCGCGAACUCGUGGAAGGUGGCAGAGCAUCAGGGUCAGCUGGCAGCUCCGGCCGUAAGAGGCUCCACCGAAGACCGGGGUACAUGAGAGGAGAGCAGUCCAGCACUUAUUUACGGGAGGAGGAGGAGGAAGGGAGGACUGCUUGUGCGAGGAACGGAAAGUCUGGACGUCACACUGACAUCACUGAGGCAGCCAGUGCUCAGAGGAUGAGUCCAACACCUGCUGUCAAAGUGUCCUUAAUAAAUCAGCAACAGCCUGCUACACUCACAUGUAGCUCCUGGAAGAGUAAGAGCGUUAUCUGCUCUGUUGACCAUCCUCUUCCCCAUGUGGACUGCAGUGUCGUUAGCUGUACAUCCAGCCAUCAGGAUCCAUCCUCACUGCCACAGAGGGAACUCAGGCUAAGCCCAAGCCCAGCACUACAGUCUUCACCACAGGACUCCUUUAACUCCAGUUUCAGUUUCAUCCAACAGUCGCUCAACUCCAGUCAGAGGACAGACACAACCACUGCUACGCCAGCCCGGGAGCCAGUACCACUAAAUGAGUCAACUAAAUCCCCUAGUUCACCUCAAACAAAACCAGCAACCUUACUGACUGAUGUCUCAAGGCAUUCAACUCCUGUCCAAUCAGUGCUCUCCUCCACUCCAGGCAGCCAGGCAGAGGGAGAAGAGCUGUCAUUGGGCGGGAGGUUUUGGCGGGAAUGUCUGUGGGGUGGCAGGGAGGUUAUGUCCGACCUGCCUGACUGUGACUCCCGAUCUCUGGACAUAGAGAUCACCUCCUCACUGUCUGUGGACUCAGACACAGCCUCUGCCUCCUCCGUCACCUCGGGCUACGAGAGUGCCACGCCUGCCCCCGAUCAAGGCUGGGACAACCUGGUGAAGAAGUACGAGGCCGUGCUGCAAGACUGCCUCCAAAACAACCGCACUCACACCAAGAUUGAGUCCAUGAUGUUGAAGCUGCAGAGACUCCAGCAGAAGGCCAUUUUGGAUGAUGACUACGAUGCAGCUGAGCGUUUUGGGAAAAAGCUGGAGGAGUUGUGCAGGGAGCGAGGAGCUCUGCAGCUGGGUUUACCCUCCAGACAGCCCAGCGUGGCUCUCUUCCUUGAGCGGCUGAGACAGGUGGUGCACAGCGCCCUCCAGAGGGCAGAUUGCAGUGAACGCAGGGAGGGUGCAGCGCCUGAUGCAGGGGAGCAGUCCAACUUGUUGCAGGGGCCACUGCAUCGGAGAGACCAUCUGAUCCAAGAAAAACGGAUGGUAGAGGACGAGAUAGCUGAGCUGCAGCAGAGGCUGGCGGAGCUGAAGGAUCGCAGUCGAUGCCUGGAGCAGCAGAUCCAGCAGGAGGAGCAGCAGGUGGAGGCCGAGGAGCUGGAGGGCUCCGUGCUGAGGAACUGCACCGUGGCCCAGCUGCGCGACAUGAGCCGAACCCUGCAGGACCUUGUCACCUCCGAAAACCGCAUGCAGAUCUCAGUCUCUCCGCCGCCUUCCAUGCUCAGUCUCCAGGAGCAGGAGCAGGCAUUGAAUCUGUCCAUCAAAGAAGCCACCGCUAAAGUGGUCAUGAGUCAGAGGCUGGGCAGCAGCCUGAGGAGGAAAGUAAGUGAGACUGAAACCCAGCUUUUGGCACUGCAUGAAGCCAAACUGGCAGCCAUCUCAGGUAAUGACUUCAGCAGUGCCAAGGAGCUGAAGGCUGAGAUGAAGGCGGUGUACCUGGAGCGGGACCGGCUGGAGGCUCUGGCCAAGAGGCUUCACAGCCUCAGCUCGGGGAGCAGCCAGGAGCUGGCCAGGAUGAAGGAGCAGCGGCAGCACCUCAGGCAGGAACUGGAGCAGAAGGAGGCCAUGCAUGAAAGCCGACUGAAGGAGAACACUACCAAGUAUAUUGAGUUAUUGGAGGACAGACUGCACAGUUGUGGCUGUCCGGGUUUGGAGCGGAUCUGGGAAGCUGACCUGGAAGCGUGUCACCUUUUUUUGCGAGGCCUCCAGUUGCGGACUCCCAGCUGCAGUGGAGCAGACAUCGAAGACCUCCCCACUUCAGCAGUUUAUCCUACAGCCCAGCCAUGCACCAAAGAAGAAGAAGACUGUGCUAUGCUGACUGCUUUAGGAGGGCGCUGGUGUCCCGAUGCCAACUUACAGAACUCGGAGUUCACUAAGAAAUUGGAGGAGUUUUUGUUCUGCAUGGAGGAUAAUCACCCAGAGGAUGGGUGCAGCGAGGCAGAGACUGCAGACCUGACAGAGCGCUGCGAGCUGAUCAGUGACAGACUAUUGACCUUGGAAGAUGAACUGCAGAUGGCCAUACUGAACCGGGACCAGGCCCUCACCCAGUCUUUAGAAAAAGAAGUUCAGGAAGUAAAAGCAACUUUACAAACCAUGCUCACACAGCUCAAGGAGGAAGAAGAGGAGGAAGAGGAAGUGAAUGAGUUACUAGACGAUGACCUCAUGAAAAAUGGGAUUGAGGAAGAAGAAGAGGAGGAAGAAGAAGAAGACCAGUACUUCAGUGACAGCUGGGACAUUUGAAAUGGAUGGAUGCCUGUGGUGUUUUACAACCACUCGCAUACAGACUGGCUCUAUAAGAGGCUGACCUCGGCUUUGCAGUAGAAGUGACCCCAUGUCCAUUUACCAUAAAGCCUCACUCAAAGCGCUUUACGACCAGCCUCUGUGGUACUGCUGGAAGUUUCCAGCACAAAGCCUUAGAAAGUCUGUGUAACAUUUUAUCUACAAAUGGAAAAAAAAAUGAAGGAUUUUGAUAUAAACGCAAAAUAUAAGACACUUUAAUGGAAAUUUUAGAAGUUCCUCAGAUCUUGCCAGCCUAAGUUUAAACCAGGUAAAGAGUGCCUUAGGCCCCAAGCUGACAUAAUGAUUAUUUCAAGAUGUUUUUGGAUGCAGGUUUUCAUGUUAUGUCUUACUAGUGACGAGCAACUAGGUGAACAUUUUUUUCUUCAGUUUUUACUGUCAAAACAUUACAGAUUUUUGGUUAUUAUCUAGUUAAUUGAAAGUUUUCCGGUUCUUCUGAUUUGCUGUCAUUUACAAACUGGUAGAUAGAUGAUCCGCUGUAAGGCGAGACUAUAUAACUUUUGCUGAACAACAGCAACUAAUGGCCACAAGUAAAAGUUAAUGACUCAUGGUAAAUCCUAAAAAAAUAAUGCAACAGUAGGGCACAAAGAGAAAAGCCUUACAGGCUGAUAAAUGACCCAAUAAUGUCAGUCACAUAGCAAUUUUAGAAGCCAUUUUUUAAAUCUAUUAUUAGCUAACAUUAGCCACCAUAAAUUAGUGGUCAUACCAGACUAAGUAAAGCUGUAUCACCAAAACCCCUGAGUGCACUGAAUUGAGCAAAGGUGUGGUGCAUUUCAUGUGAACUUUAAUUCUAUUUUAUAAGAGUAAGAAUGUGUUGUUUCUUCUUCCAAAACGUACACCGUUUAAAAUUCAAUGGCAAGAACAAAAAAAAUACAAUUUAUUAAAGAGAAAGGCAGAAAACCAAACUGAAGCCAAAAAAUUACUAAUUGCUCACUGCAACUACCUGUUUGAAUUUUGGACCAUGUGGACAAUCUAAACAUCUUUUACUGGAAACAGUCUUGCACAUAAACUAAAAUAUAUGCUCCAUUUUUAGGUCGUAUAGCCAGUUUUGUGUGUUCUCUGUACAUUUUGACUUCAAUUACGUGCAAUUUUGUCCAUUAAAUAACUCAUUUGUGGUGCUACAGAAUGUGAGCUAACUUGAACACUUUAAAGUUUUUUGGCGUGGAAAAUGCAAUAUUUAGAUUUUUUCCCCCUCCCUGUCUUAAGGCAGUGUAUUCUUGGAGAGAUGCUCUGUACUUUAAAAAUAUAUCUGUCACAGUUGUGUAAUAAGCCUAUAAAAAAACUGAAGGAUAAAAUAUCAGUAUUUGCAACUGCUGUUUGUUUGUUUCUAAAAUAAUUUUAUCUGCCACUGAUGAUGUGUUUUUUAUUUUAUUUUAUGUCAGCUCAGAAUAUACUUGUUCAUUCCACUGGGUGUCACUUGACUUUGUCAGAAACAUUUUUGUACUUUCACCCAUUAAUCAGUUUUUUGAUUUGUGCAUCUUGAACUCGCUGUAUCGUAUAUUUAUUCCUUACAGCAUCUCACUAAUUACAGCAUGUACCAUUCAGCCUAAUGUUGUGUCCUGCUGUUUUCUUCUUGUAUUGAGUUACAACCCCUCUGGUGAUUUUCC